Messenger RNA from Nycticebus coucang (slow loris), 2102 nucleotides. It is a transcript of the gene INPP1, whose product is annotated as inositol polyphosphate-1-phosphatase. Gene Ontology annotation, molecular function: inositol-1,4-bisphosphate 1-phosphatase activity. The record is from RefSeq and is a predicted model, not a curated record. Bases 705 to 1904 code for a protein of 399 amino acids. Lineage: Eukaryota; Metazoa; Chordata; Mammalia; Primates; Lorisidae. Gene Ontology annotation, biological process: phosphatidylinositol phosphate biosynthetic process. The transcript is spliced from 6 exons.
CUGUGGCACUCUACCGAGGCCUGUAAAGAGAAACUCUUUCUCUACAAAAAAAAAAAAAAAGAUAAUUUUCAUGAGUGUUAGUAAGAGGGAGAUAUUGAUCAAGCUAAAGAAGAAAUUCUGUAUUGAUGUAGCCCUCAGUUUCCUCAUAGAUUAUCUCCAGUUGGGUCAUUCAAGGUGAGAUGAAUCAUCCACGGCUCCCCUCAGGGUUGUGGCCUGCCUACUUCAACUGAGCUGAGCAUAGAUGGGGAGGAAGGGCCUUGGAGAAAGGGAAAUAGCUGAGUGUAGGUUCAGAAAAAGUUGCUUGGGCUUUGUCACCCAUGGGAAGGUGCAGUGUGUUCCCAGAUAGCUGUAACCGUGAACAGCGAUGUCAUGCUUCCGUAACUGCUGCUCGGCAGGUUGCUACUUUUGUUCCUCUGGGUACAGAGGUGUUCAGGACCUUCCCCUUGAGCAGACUGCAGAUGACAGAAACAUAGAUUGUGGAUGAUCUAUGUAACUCAGCUCCCUGGCCACCCAGAGCUAGAUACGGGCAGACAUCUCAUGGUGCUACCAGCCACCUGUAAGCUGAAUAACACGUUACCCUGCCCUCCAGCCCUGGGUUUCUCUCUGGUGUGUCCAAAUCAGAACACUGGCAUUACACUGGCUGACAGCCCAGACGGUGGGUACCGAUUCUGCUAGCAGCUACAACUGAAAAGCAAGGUUCAGAAAUGUCAGAUAUCCUCCGGGAGCUGCUCCGGGUCUCUGAGAAGGCUGCCAACAUUGCCCGGGCGUGCAGGCAGCAAGAAGCCCUCUUCCAGCUGCUGGUUGAAGAAAAGAAAGAGGGAGAAAAGAACAAGAAGUUUGCAGUUGAUUUCAAGACCCUGGCUGAUGUGCUGGUACAGGAAGUUAUAAAGCAGAACAUGGAGAAUAAGUUUCCAGGCUUGGGAAGAAAUAUUUUUGGAGAAGAAUCCAAUGAGUUUACUAAUGACUUGGGGGAAAAGAUUACCUUGAGACUGUGUUCAACAGAGGAAGAGACGGUAGGGCUUCUUAGCAAAGUCCUUAAUGGUAACAAGUCCGCAUCUGAAGCACUGGCCAAGGUUGUUCAUCAGGAUGUUGCCUUUACUGACCCAUCUCUGGACUCAAUGGAGAUCCACAUUCCACAGGACAUUUUGGCAAUUUGGGUGGAUCCCAUAGAUUCGACUUACCAGUAUAUAAAAGGUUGUGCUGAUGUCAAAUCCAACCACGGGAUCUUUCCCUAUGGACUUCAGUGUGUCACUGUUUUAGUUGGCGUCUAUGACAGACAGACAGGGGUGCCCCUGAUGGGCGUCAUCAACCAGCCUUUUGUGUCACUAGACCUAAACACUCUCAGGUGGAAAGGACAGUGCUACUGGGGACUUUCUUACCUGGGGACCAACAUCCAUUCACUUCAGCACACCAUCUCUGAAAGCAACAGCGGCGAGACUUGGCCUGGCAAUGCCAGCUCUGACGUGGAAUCUUCUCGGCGUUUUUCAGCAGUCAUUAGUACAAGUGAAAAGGAGACUGUCAAAGCCGCGUUGUCACGUAUAUGUGGAGAUCGUGUGUUCGGGGCAGCCGGGGCUGGCUACAAGAGCCUUUGUGUCGUCCAAGGCCUUGUUGACAUUUACAUCUUUUCAGAAGAUACCACGUUCAAGUGGGACUCCUGUGCUGCUCAUGCCAUACUGAGGGCCAUGGGUGGAGGAAUAGUAGACUUGAAAGAGUGCUUAGAAAGAAACCCUGAUACGGGGCUUGAUUUGCCACAGUUGGUGUACCAUGUGGAAAAUGAGGGUGCCACUGGGGUUGAUCGGUGGGCCAACAAGGGGGGACUAAUUGCAUAUAGAUCCAGGAAGCAGCUAGAGACGUUCCUGAAUCUCCUCAUCCAAAACCUGGAACCUGUGGAGACACAGACAUAGACAGAUUCUGACCUGGGUAUGUGUGUAUAUGUAUAUAAACUGAACUGUGAAACUGUUUCCCAUUAUCUCUAUCUUUUGGAGAUAGCAUUGUCCUAUUGCUGGUUAAUAUUCAUCUUCCUCUUUUGAGGAACAUUUUUCCAUUAUGCGUUCAUAAUAAUGUUAACUUCAAUAAAUUAAUAUAUCUAUGCAACAAUUAAA